Molecule: messenger RNA, 7732 nt
Organism: Haliotis rufescens (red abalone)
Lineage: Eukaryota; Metazoa; Mollusca; Gastropoda; Lepetellida; Haliotidae
Exons: 14
Coding region: 2038-4830 (930 amino acids)
Source: RefSeq, a predicted model, not a curated record
UCGAACUGUAUGUACAUCCCACACAAUAAAGGACUGAUGAAUCUCCACAUCAAGUUUAUGAUGCGAAUGGAGUGGUCUCCCCUUGAGAGAGUGAACAAAAAUGGCUGCCACUACCGUAACGUUUGAAAUCUUCAGUGGAGGAUAAUUCCUAGAUCUACAGUAUACAGCUUUAGACAUGCCGAUUAACCUACAAAUAAAGUUAAGAGAUCAACAUCUCUCUCAUCAGAUCCAUUUGGGGAGGAUGAUGAUACAGAUACAGUGUAUGCUGCUGAUUCCGUGAAGAGCGCCACGUCUGAGGCGAUUCAAACAUAGAUGAAAGUUCAGACUCACCUUUUACGGGUAGUUCAUCUGACUCUGAAGACAGUGCCCAAUCAUAUGGCAAGGACACAUCUGUCUCAUCAGAUUUAAUGGAUUAUGACGAUGAUGAUGAAGAUAAUUCACUAGAUGCUGCCGAUUCUGCUGAUUCUGUGAAGAGCGCCACGUCAGAGGUUAUCGCAUCUGAUCCAAACAUUGAUGAAAGUUCAGACUCACCUUUUACGGGUGGUUCAUCUGACUCUGAAGACAGUGCCCAAUCAUAUGGCAAGGACACAUCUGUCUCAUCAGAUUUAAUGGAUUAUGACGAUGAUGAUGAAGAUAAUUCACUAGAUGCUGCCGAUUCUGCUGAUUCUGUGAAGAGCGCCCCGUCUGAGGUUAUCGCAUCUGAUCCAAACAUAGAUGAAAGUUCAGACUCACCUUUUACGGGUGGUUUAUCUGACUCUGAAGACGGUGCCCAAUCAUAUGGCAAGGACACAUCUGUCUCAUCAGAUUCAAUGGAUUAUGACGAUGAUGAUGAAUAUAAUUCACUAGAUGCUGCUGAUUCUGAUGAUUAUGUGAAGAGUACCAAGACUGAUGUUUAUAUCAUCUGAUCCAGUCAUAGAUGAACGUUUCAGCCCACCGCUUACUGCUGGUUCAUUUGACUCAAAGGUUGGAAUGGACAAAAAGCCAAAGAAGUCUUUCAAACAAGCCGCCAAAGAAGCUGAAAUAACUUCGAAGAUUGUCAAAACAUUGACAGUUGUUAAACUUCAUUGAUAAAAAGGCACACCAAAGUGAUUAAGAUAUAAUCUACAGUACACAGGUAAUGGCACAAGAAGCGGCUGUCUAAUCAAAGCAAAAGAAGUACGUGGCUGUGGACUAACAUUGUUUGUCAACAUGUCUUUUAAAAGUUUACAUUGUACCUUUCAUAUAGCUAUAUCUUCACAUCGUAUUUUGCAUUCAGGAUUUUCACUAAACAUGCAUUUACUUUUAUUUUUUUAUGAUCUAAUUGAAAGGGGUAAAAAGUUAAAUCUUGUUUGGUGAACAGCAUUAUUGAUCAUAAACAGCCAUCGUUUUGUAGCCAUAAAAUUUGUUUGAACAAACUAGAGUGAGUGAGUGAGUGAGUGAGUAUGGUUUUACGCCGCUUUUAGCAAUAUCCCAGCAAUAUCACGGCGGGUGAACAAACUAGAAGGAAAACACUAUUAACAUGGCAUAAAAAUAUAUUGAUAGAAGCCUUGUUCUUCUGAUCUUUGUCUCAGCACAAGCAAUGUGCGAUAAUGUACUGCAGUCCAAGGCCGCCAGGUAAGUCUGACUUUUGUGAUGCACUCAUGCAGUUACCUGACAUCGUGUCGACAGAAACGAUUUUAUACUAAGAAUUUUGUUUGGGCCGAGUCUUAUUUGUCUAAACAUCUAAUUAUACAGUUCCUGAAAAGGUUCUUGAUUACCUGAACAUUUGCUGCGAUACUAAUUGAAACCAAUCUGACAUUAUUGAUAAGAUAAAUUGAGGUACGGAAUUAAUGGCCAAUUAGACAACGUAUGUAACUGCGUCAUGUAGUGAGGGAAUCAAUGAACUUGUAGUAAUGAAGGAUUUACUCGACCAAGCAUUACAUAUAUGAGUGAUAGCGACAGAGAAAUGCUUAAUCGAAUCGCUUCAUUAAGCUGGCUAUAGGUGGUCUACCACACUGGUCUUGAAGUUUCAUCUUCUUCCCCACACGACCAGGUUCACCUGAGAAGGUUUAUGGAAUCAUGGAAGUCUGGCUAUUGUUUUGCAUUAGCUUAAGUAUUAUCGAUUGUGUAAUGAGGCCAUCGACAUUAGCUGCAGCCGAAUGUCAAGAACCGGAUCCAGUCUCUCACGCCUACAGGAACUUGGAGGCCGAAAAAGUGACCUAUGAGUGUAUGGACAGAUUCCGACAGGUCGGGAGUGGCAAGCGCAAGUGUUCCUCUGAUAUAUGGAAAAAUGGAACUGCCAGCUGUACAAUCGACUGUGGAGUCCCGAGUGAGGGGGUCGGGGCCACCGUGACGUACAACGACACCCUGGAAGGAUCUGACGCCACGUACGCCUGCAAAACAAACUUUACCACCAGAAACUCAGAGAAUAUCACUCGUACCUGCAUGAGGACGGGGCUGUGGUCGGGGACUCCAUUGAAGUGCACAGGCGCAGAGGAUCUAGCAAGGGGGAAGUCAACGAUGUAUCCGGCCAUCACGGACGGUAAUGGGAAGACGUGUGCUUCGUUCCGUACCACCACCUUAACAGUCGCCCUUUCUAGCGACAGCAACAUCUACUUCAGCGUGCACGAAUUGGAGCUUGACUUGACCAUCUACUCUCAGACAGAGCUGAGGGUCACUGUGAAAACGCCUUCUUCCUGGCAGUUGUGCAAGCGUUUGGGUAUCUACGACUCUGGCGUGUACAAGUUUACAUGUACGACUCAACUGACAGGGACAGAUAUGAAAAUAAAUGUAACUAGUUCGAACACAAACCUAGCAAGGCCAAAGUUAUGUGAAGUCAAGGUGUACGGUAAACAAUACACAGGCGAGUGUGAGAACCCCCCUAUUAUCGUGGGAGCUCGGGCGAAUUUGACAAGCACCUACUGGAAUUCCACGGCAGUGUACAGCUGUGUGCCCCCCUACCGCUAUGCUGGGGGGAGCAAUGUUAUAACAUGUGGCUUCGAUGGAUACUGGACUAACCCUGGCAUCCAGUGUAAAGAAAUGGACAAUGUUGCCCGAGAAGCUGCUGACGUCAACCAAGAUUUGAUCGACGACCUCAGCAGCACGUGUGUUGAUACUAACGUGGUUGAACUGAAACUGAAGACGCGUUAUGAAGUUCAUUGGAUCGUCGUAUCUACGCUGAGAAACACAUCAAUAGAAUGGGGAGACGCCAUGUCUGUGAGUCUGAUGGUAGAUGACAACGAACCGACCAAGGUCUGCCAGCAGACGUCCCCUGCAGCAUCAAUGGAGGGAUACGAUAUGACAGCUUUUGUGUGUCGGGGAUACCCAUUUGCAGACAUGGUGACCGUCGAGGCGAAACAUUCCUUAACAAUCUGUGAGAUCGAAGUGUAUGGCCGAAAUGCAUCACAAGGUGUUCUUCAGUGCAUGCAAACAAGCCAAGGACAUGACUACAAAGGCGACAUGAACUACACCGUCACGGGCACCCCUUGCAUCGACUGGAAUGAAACAAAGUACACCAUCGACCAAUUUGCAGAUUACUCCUUCAAAGACAUCGGCAGAAGAUGCAGGGCACCAACAACAACCAACGACCAACCCCCGUUCUGUUUCAUAACACCUAGUAAAAGGGAAUACUGCCCCAUUCCACACUGCGACAGGGUAUGUCGUCAAGGAGAUGGCAGAACUUACUCUGGGUAUGUGCGUGAAGCCAAUGGUGCGCCUUGUCGUAGUUGGAAUUUGGUUGCACCUCUUGAAUUCGACCUCAAUGGCCUCAUCUCUGACAGAGACACGCCUAACUGCAGGAACCCACUUGGUUCUAUGUCAAGACCAUGGUGCUUCGUCGCAAGAGGAAACGCGUCCUUGUGCUCCAUCCCCAUUUGUCCAACCAAUGUAGCUGUGAAAACAUCCCUUCCUGAUGUAUCUUCUACCACAGAGGAUGCAAAGGCAACAUGUUUUUGCUGGAAGGGAACCUAUACAUUCUUUGAAGUUGCCUUGAGCCAUUCUUAUGAACACUGUACUCAUGAGGAUCAAACGCUAAUGAUGUGUUACACAGGGGAUACGGAAUGGACGUAUUAUUCCAUAGGGCCUCGCGUGAGCAGCAGCAGUCUUUAUGAGACGUCUAGUACCCUACAAGUUGCAUUGACCUCCAGCAGUACCCCUGAGAUGACCUUGACCAGCAGUACCCUUGAGAUGACCUUGACCAGCAGUACCCCUGAGGUGACCUUGACCAGCAGUACCCCUGAGGCGAGCUCGACCAUCCGUACCCCCUACCAAAGCUUCACAAAUGUAUCACCUGUCAGCACCAGCUUCGUCCAGUCAUCAUCUGUGUCAACAGACCAUUCUCAAAGCAGUGAAACUUAUAACCUAUCAGCCUCCUCUUCAAUAUCCCUUUCAAGCAGUGACCAAUCCUCAGUUGCCCCUUCAAAUGAAUCUUCUUCAAGCAGUAUUCUUUCUAUUUCACCAUCGCUUACCGUUGCUGAACAAAAUAUAUCCUCUUCCUUUGAACCAUCAACGGAGUCGUCCCUUGAUCUCUCGUCAGUAGUCACCGUGGGUGCCACAGAGGCUCUGACCACCACGGCCACACCAAUCACGACGACUGCACCAAAACAAAACUGCCAGUGUCGCUGCAAGCGGAAUCUAAGUACUUCGGCGUUAUCUGAAGUCAUGGAUGAAAGGAAGGCAAACUUAACCGUAGAUCGUCGAACAACCUCUGCCUUUAUCCGGCAAAAGACGAGCGCCACAGACCAACGUCAAACUGCAACUGUGUCUGGGACAGUUUGCAUGGCAAUCGUUUCCGUCAUGUUCUCAUGCAUCUUCAUCCCUGACAUCAUCAGCGUGGCAUCUUUCUUCAUCAAAUGCAUCAAGAAAUGGGGGUGAUUUCUGAUGUGAAGUGUUUGAGAUAACUGUCGCUGAUGCAUUUGUAGAUAUUAGCAUGUGUCUUCGUGUGUCCAUGUUCUUGCGGUUGUAACAUCUCUUCAGAGGGUAGUUUAUCAUUAGUCUAAGUGUAUAAUGUUUACUGUUGUUUAGAAUUUAGCUGUAACGCCAACACGGUCAUUACUCCUGUGAAGAAUAGGCCUCGCUCGUACCAGUAUUUUUGUUUUAAAAACCAAUCAAAUUGUAGUUUGUGAACCGACUGAUGUUGUGUUAUCGUACCCCCACAACAUGAAAAGCCAGGUUUUUCUACUCCGGAACCUACACCUUCCUUCAGUUUUCUUGGUAAUUUUCAAAUAUCUUUUUUGGUGUUUCAACCUUAAAUGAAGAAAAUGCACAACCUACUAUCUAUAUUUCUAGAGAAAGGUUUUCGGAACAUUUCCCGGUCGGAAACAUUAUGGUCUUAAAAUCGGAAGGUAUUUGGAAGGAUUCUGGAAGGAAAAUGUGCCCGUUGCCAUUGAUAUGUUACUCUUGUUCCCACCCCCUCGUCUGGUUUGUUUGGUCUAGACUGGAUAAUGUACCGUUUUGCGAUGGCGGUUUAACGCCGCUCUCAGCAAUAGUCCAGCUAUAUGACGGCGGUCUGUAAAUAAUCGACGCCAGACAAUACAGUGAUUGAUAUCAUGAGCAUUGAUCCUCACAAUUGGAAUACGAUAACAUGCAUCAGCUUAGUCGGUGAGCCUGACCACCCUAUCCCGUUAUUCGCCUCUGACGACAAGCAUGACACGAUAUGUAAAGUGUAAAAUCACAUCUGAGGAUUGAUCGUCCCUAGUCAGUUAUUAGUACUCUGCAGUCAAUUUUCCCACCCGAUCCUCAUAAUAGUAGACAGGCCCCAUGCAGCUGUCAAGGAACCAGUAAGAAUUGUAAUGUUAAUCUGAUGCACGUUGAUGUUGUAACAUGAUUCCACAGUGACAUAUUUCCGACGAUCUGUGGAUUGUCUUUUCAAAUACAUGUACACUUAGUGAAUACAGAGUUGAUUGCCACCAAGUGACGUUGUUCAGAAAGCUACUUAGGUGUAUGUUUCGUUUGUGUUACAUGAAAGUUUUUAAUUGUAUGAUAUUGAAAACAUAAUGAUGACAACCAAAAUAAUAGAAUAUAUAAUUCCACAGAAGACGUCUAAGGGCACAUGUUUUUAUCCCAGUGAUAAGCGUCCAUUCAAAAGCAUUCUCAGCUCCCUGGGGAUCAUACACCAAUCAAUCAUGCGUCCUGGUACAUACUGCUUGUCUGAUGGCGUGAAAAUAUUAUAGGGACGAUAUGUGUUGAGCUCAUUUUUGUUGUCCAGCGCCCUGACUCAGGUGGAAUAGUGUCGAAGGUACCGUAAAAAUGUCCUUAUAACCCGACCUAAAAGGGCGGGUCCGUCGAUCCGUCCGUCCGUCCGUCCGUCAAUCUGUCAGUCCUUGCGUAGGUCCGUCCUACGUCUACAUCAUAGAUUCUUUUCAAACUUGGGGAACACUUUUUAUACCUAUAGGAGAAGAGCAGUGCGAAGUAUGAUUUCAAUAUUUUGAUUUUCUGAAAGAAAUACAGCUUUUUACUUAGAAUUUUUUUCACCUAAACAUUUGUGUGACCUGUAACUAGAACACUAUUUCAUGGAUUCUUUUCAAAUGUAGGGAACAGUUUCCUCACUUGUAGAAGAGGUGCAGUGCAAAGUGUAAUUUGAUAUGUGUAUGUUCUGAAAAAUAUGAUGUUUUAUGAUGUUGUGUACUUAGAAUAGUUUCUUACUUCAAUAUUUAUAACUUAAAAACUACUUCAUGAAUUCUUUUCAAAUUUAGGGAACUGUUUCCUCACUAAUAGAAGAGGUGCAGUGCAAAGUGUAAUUUGAUAUGUGUAUGUUCUGAAAAAUAUGAUGUUUUAUGUUGUUGUGUACUUAGAAUAGUUUCUUACUUCAAUAUUUAUAACUUAAAAACUACUUCAUGAAUUCUUUUCAAAUUUAGGGAACUGUUUCCUCACUAAUAGAAGAGGUGCAGUGCAAAGUGUAAUUUGAUAUGUGUAUGUUCUGAAAAAUAUGAUGUUUUAUGAUGUUGUGUACUUAGAAUAGUUUUUUACUUCAAUAUUUAUAACUUAAAAACUACUUCAUGGAUUCUUUUUCCAAUUGGGGAUAAAGAUUCUAUUCUAAUAGGAGAGGCGCAGUGCGAAGUAUGUUUUCAAUAUGUGUAUUUUCUGCAAAAUAAAGUUAUUUUUUUAAAAAGGAAUUUCUUUUUUGACUGAAACAUUUAUGAGUUAUGAGACCUGUAUACUUGAAAAGUACCGCAUGGAUUUUUUUCAAAUUUAGGGAACAGUAGCUUCCAUACUAAUAAAAGCGGCGCAAUGUAAAGUUUGAUUUUAAAAGGUGUAUUUUCUGAAAGAGUGAGUAUGGUUUUACGCCGCUUUUAGCAAUAUUCCAGCAAUAUCACGGCGGGGGACACCGGAAAUGGGCUUCACACAUUGUACCCAUAUCGGGAAUCGAACCCGGGUCUUCUGCGUGACGAGCGAACGCUUUAAACACUAGGCUACUCGACCGCCCCUUUUCUGAAAGAAAUAUGAUGGGGUUUUUUAUGUUGUGAACUUAGAAUAUUGUUUUUACUUCAAAUUUGGGUGACCUGUAACCUGAAAACUACUUCAUGGGGUCUUUUCCAAUUGGGGGUACAGUUUCUGUACCAAUAGGAAAUGUGAAAAUCUAAGUUUGAUUUUAAUAUGUGUAUUUUCUGAAAAGAAUAUUGGUAUUUUCAUGUUUCAAACUUAGAAAUAUGUUGGAGUCGAAGUCAAUGCGCCAUGCUCACUUUUUGUCUUGUUGACUGUUAUUUCCUCCGAUCACUGUUAGAUUUAGAAGUGCAUCUUUCCGUGUCGUUUACAUGUUACUUUACUUCAAUAAAAU